GUGCGCAUCCCUACCUGAAAUGUGUUGUGUGUGUUGGUGAGAUUUUUUAAGAAGAAUUUAUAAUAAAAUUGUUUUUUAAAAUGGCUAGUGCAAUUAACAAACAAUACUUUGUUGUUGAAUUUCCCAAAGAAAGGAAAGACGGGAAUACUCCAAUGGAAGUAAUUCCCUGCUCUUGGCUCAUUGAAGAAGAUGGCCUUUGGCCAAAUAAUCUAAAAAGUAACGAGUUUAAGAGGGCCGUCCAAAACAAAACCACUAUCCCAGUACGAGAAUGUUUGUUAUGUCCCAUAAACAUAAAGUUUAAAACAAAUAAUUAUGAAAGAGCAAUUGAAAAAGUAAAAAAAUUAGAAAUUAAUGAGACAAAUAGCUCAUCUGCAGUUAGUGAUGAUUUAGACUCACCAGGAAAUCAAACUACAAAGAGAAGAAUAAAAAGGAACACACUUUUAAAUGAUUUUGAAUCUAACAUAAGUGAAUCAUCAGAUGAUGACAUUCCUUUUAUACCAAAAUUGCCCACAUCAGGUACAGCUAAGCGAGCCACUUUCAAGAUUUUUGAUGAGGAAAAUUCUGUUUCCAAUGCAAAUAGUAAUAGUUCACAGAUUACACUAGAUGACACAUUGACUGGGAACCAAAAUGAUGAACAAAUUCAAACAUUUUUUCAAUUGUUGGAGUGUACUCAAAAAAUGUCCUGCAAACUAGACAAAAUGAUGACCAAAAUUGAAGUGAUUUCGAAGGAAAUGCAAUAUUUAAGAAUCCUAGUACAAAAAAAUAAUAGUUCCAGUAAUAAUAUACAGGAUGUUGAUAACCAAAACUUAAAAAAUUUGCCCGCAGUUAACCAUAAUAAUUUAAUUGAAUUUGACAAAGCAUUAGAUAACCAGGAGGUAUUUGCUGAUAUUUGCACUAUUUUCAAAGCUGUAGGAGGAAGAGAUUAUUUGGAUUGUGUAAGAAGAGUUCUAAUGAAAACAGUCUCUCAUACAUUAGCGUUACAAAUGAAUUGGUCAGGGCGAAACCAAAAACUUAAAUUUAUGGAACUAAAAAAUUUAAGAAAAAUGAUAUUAGCAGUGGUCCGAAAUAAUCCAUUAUCAAAAAAUACCUCUGAACAAGAGGUAGAGGCUGUUAUAAAACAGUGGUUGCGAGCUGCAAGUGACAGAGAGGGAGGCAGAGAAAGGAGAAGACCACUCACGCAAUAACAUUUAUUAAAAUAUUUUUGGCAUUUUACAUAACAUUUUUUUUAAUACAUUUUUCAGAAUAAAAUUUUGAUUUUUAACAGUG
Molecule: messenger RNA, 1266 nt
Organism: Psylliodes chrysocephalus
Lineage: Eukaryota; Metazoa; Arthropoda; Insecta; Coleoptera; Chrysomelidae
Source: the annotation of a GenBank genome assembly